UCUGUUUUUGAGAGCGAGCGAUCGCGAGUGAGGAUGUAAACUUCGUUUUCCUUGGCCAUUUUUUCUGUAAUUGAGUGACUAUUUCGAUCAUGUCUAGUCGAAUCACGCAGCAAUGGGCGACCUUUUCUCGCUUGUGGUACCUCAUUGAUGCGUAUAGGCAGCCUCCUGGAAGGGUAGCAGUGGCCAUCUCUAAAGUUCUCCAGGGCAAACACAAGCCAAUAUACCAUCCGCUUAGUGAUGUUGGAGAUCAUGUAGUGGUGAUAAAUGCAAGUCAAGUGGCAUAUUCCAAGGAUAAAUGGGAGGAGAAAAUUUACUAUCAUCAUACAGGAUAUCCUGGGGGCUUCAGUGCUACACCUGCCCAAGAACUGCAUAAAAAGGAUCCGACCAAGGUUAUAAAGAAAGCUGUAUACGGCAUGCUUCCCAAAGACCUAAGAAGACGAGAGAUGAUGAGAAGGCUUCAUCUGUAUGCUGAUGAUGACGUACCGGAGGACAUUAUUGCCAAUAUCAGUGAGCAAAUCAAACCCAGCAGAGAACUCCCCAAAGCUCUCACGGAAUACACGCAGGAAGAACGGGACAGUUUCCCGAGGUUAUGGCUACCGCAAGAACCAAAGUUCUGACAAGACAAUCCAACCUUUACUUGAGCCAGGGCUGCCAAGAGACUCUAUUUAAGAACUCCUGAGAAGCACCAUGUAUCACCAUGAUUGUUAGGCAAGAUGGAAUGCUAUUGCAAAAGCUACUAGUACUUCUUACAAGACACACGUGUGCUGUCUGUUCUAAGCCACUGGGAGCAGAACGAUAGCAAUGGUGAGAUCAAACUUCCUUGAAGAAACAUCCUUUUGUAUCGCAGCCAUCAUUCAGCAUUCUCGAACGCAACUGUGGAAGCUGCUUUUUGAAGGCAGUGUGCUUUUCCUGUGUUAGCCAAUGGAAGGAGAACAGUCGUUAUGGUGAAAUCGAACUUCAUGGAAGUUAAUCAGGAUCAGGUGAGGGUUUCAUAAACCAAAUAGUCAAUGAUUUUCACUGACCUAUAUUAUAAGCUAUCAAAAUCCUAGCAUCUGAUUGGCUUAGAGCAAAUUGGUCUUUGAAAAUCACUGAAUUUCUGUUUCUGAAACACUCCUGUUUCCUGCUGGAUGGAGGUGUAGCCUGUACAAGGCCUAAAGGAAAUGCAUUCAGAAGUCAGAGGGAACUACAUGUUUGUGCAGAAGUCAGGAGUUCAGUGGAUGAUCUGGAGAACCAUUGAAUUGUUGAUCAAGGAAUCGUUUGGUGAUUGCAAUUUUGAGCAUCUUUGGAUGAAGUCCCAACAGGGGAGCAUUUCGAUUCAAUACUUAUUUGUCCGACAAGACAAGUUGUCAGAUCUGACAACUUUCCUUGAUUUUCAUUGACUGAGAAACACUGUUUCUAUGGUUAUUGUCGGAUAACACAGAUUUUGUCUGAUGGAUGAAGACCUUUCAUGAAACGCUCCCCAGAAUGUUCAUUUUGAACGCACCCAUUUUCAGCUUCAACACCUCAUCUUCCAAUGUAUUUGUACACCAACAAACGAUGCUGAGCCUUGUAGCUGAGCGUUGUCAUGCCAUGUCUGAACUAACCUCCCUAUCCCACUAGAUUGUACACAGAAAUGAUGCAGAGCUGUGUUCUUUCCAUGUGUGAAAGAGCCUGUAUUAUGUCUUGAUAUUUUUAUUAAAUAGGAAAAGUGAGAAGUA
Messenger RNA from Lytechinus variegatus (green sea urchin), 1697 nucleotides. It is a transcript of the gene mrpl13, whose product is annotated as 39S ribosomal protein L13, mitochondrial-like. Lineage: Eukaryota; Metazoa; Echinodermata; Echinoidea; Temnopleuroida; Toxopneustidae. The record is from RefSeq and is a predicted model, not a curated record. Bases 90 to 617 code for a protein of 175 amino acids. Gene Ontology annotation, molecular function: mRNA binding; structural constituent of ribosome. The transcript is spliced from 7 exons. Gene Ontology annotation, cellular component: mitochondrial large ribosomal subunit; ribosome. Gene Ontology annotation, biological process: negative regulation of translation; translation.